AAAUCAAGAAUAAUUAUUUCAGGUUUCAAUGCUCCAGUGUUUAGUCUCCCACCCUGAUACUAAGCUAGUACUCAAGGCCUGGGGAAGAUGCUCCUGUGGUGGGAAGCGUCCAACUAUCCUCUGCUGUCAGAAGCAGCUGAGCAACAAGGACGGAGUUAGUCCUAAGAUACUGCUGCUCCAACUGAUGCAUAUAUUCAUUAAAGCAGCGAACCAUGCUGCUCUGCUGCUCCCAGGAAGGUCCUCUGCCAAAUCUCAGGAGAGAAUAAGUUCGGAUGUUUGUAAUCAGAUGUUCCAAGAUAAACCUAAACUCCUGGAAGGAUGGAGAGCUGGGAAAUUUCUAGAAAUGGCGGACACAAAACUCAGUGGAAAGAUGGUAGUACUAUCUGGACUCCUUCAUGUUAUGGAAUCCCAGAGGGGCAAGGUCCUCCUGUUCUCCCACAGUACUAGAGUUCUUGAUAUCCUAUCCAUGUUUUUAAGAUCCAAGGGAUAUACUUACACAAGGCUGGAUGGAAAUACUAAAAUGGAACAAAGGCAAAGGUUGGUGAAUGAGUUUAACACGGAUCCCGGGAUAUUUGUGUUCCUUGUAUCAACUAAAGCUGGUGGAGUAGGGUUGAAUAUAACCGGAGCUAACAACGUGAUCGUGUUUGAUCCAAACUGGAAUCCGUCCCAUGAUCUUCAGGCACAGGACCGGGCAUACAGGAUAGGUCAAACGAGAGAUGUGAACGUGUAUAGACUCAUCUCUGUUGGAUGUAUAGAAGAAAUCAUUUAUCUUAGACAGGUAUAUAAACAGCAGUUGGCUUCAUCAAGCGUAGAUGGAGAAACAGCUCGGAGAUAUUUCCUGGCUGUUCAGGGGGAUCCCACCAGGAAAGGAGAACUUUUUGGAAUCCGGAACCUUUUCCGGGUCAACCCUGUCGGCCAGUGUCUCACCCUGGAUAUAGAAGAACGGAACCGAGAGAUGGAGGAGCGUGUGAAAGGAAUAUGUCGGAGUAAGGUUCAAAUACAACCGAACCUGCUCCCUGAGAAUUUAGAGGAAACAACUUCGGAUCCGUUCAACAUAGGGUUGGAGGUUGAACUGGAGGGAGCAGGGUUGGAGGAUAUUGAAUCCGUCCUGGCAAAGAGUGGGGUUAUUUACUCCCAUAUGAACCAGGGUGUGGUUGGACCCUCAAGGGCAGAGCAACAUAUCUCAGAGUGUGCUGUAAAGGACCUUGAGUCUGGUUCAGUUCCUGGAUAUUUACCGGCGGAGCAGUGUGAUAUCCUCACUCCAUCACAGGGUUUGGUUUGUCAUGAAGAACCAAAACUUGGAUAUCAACCGCAGAGCGCAGGAAACCGUCCUAAAAGAAUCAGGGACGGAGACAAAACCUUUAUAUACGGAGAAUCUCCUGAGGACGUUAAGAUGCAGAUCUUUCUCCGUAUAGCGAACCAGGAGAAACUGAACCCGACAGAGUUUGCGGAAAAGAUUGGGAACCUCGACUUUAUAGGAAGGAUGCAGAUUAUUGAAAGGUUUCAUCAGAAGCAAAGCACUCCCGCCUCAGUUUUUAACCUGUUAAAGACUGCUAAGGAAGAAUAUACUCAAGAGCUAAAGAAUACCACACUUCGUAGAAUCAGUUAUCAGCCCUCUAUUAAUUAUUUUGACAAACAUAAGAAAAUAAAUGAUGGCGACUCAAAAAUUCCACGUGGGGAUUUUAAUCGGAUGGAGUCCAAGAUGAAUUUCAAAGAUGAUAAUGAUUUCCAGGGCAGACCAAAGAAUACUGAAAUUUUGAACAGUAACGAAACCCAUUUCAAUCUCCGAGAGAAACCCUUGACUGAUACUUCGGAUGAUGAGAGUUUCUCCGAUGAUGAAGACAUUUUGACCAAAGUUCUAGAUCGAGAUGAGUUCUCUAAAGAUGACGAUAUUGUUCGAGUCCUAGAUCCUAUGCCUAAACCUACUUCGAUGUAUCCUAAACACGGAGCAUCUAGCUCUAUGAAAACGACGACCUUUGCGGCCUCGGAAUCCAAGAACAAAGAAGAAAAAGGAGAUGAUAUCAAACCUUUUAGAAUAAAACCUGCUCCACCCCCGGGAAUUGUUUACAAAAGAAUUCGUCUGGAUUCCGUAACUCCGGAGCCGAAAGAUCCCAUUGACGAGAUAUUUGACGAUGAUGAUGAUGAUCUUAACGAGAUCUUCAAGAAAGAGCUGAAACCCUGUUCCUCCACCUCUCUAAGCUCAUCCUCCACCCUGAGCAAACCAUCCUUGACACCAAGGUUGGAACGAAAACCAAGUUUAGAGGAUCCUUGUUACGACAUGAUUUUUAACUGAAUUAUUAUUAAAUUUAUACUUUUAUAUAGUGCUAAAACCGCCUUUAUCCUGGCUGUGACCGUUUAUAAAUUUUUUUAUUGAUUUUACAAUUUUAUAAUGAAAUUUUGUAACGUUGCUUAAAGAAAUGAAAUUUUAUGUUUAUUUUGAUGAACAAAAUAUGUUGGGAUUUGAUUAUUAUAUAUAUUAUUUACAUAUCAUUUGUAAAAAUGUAUAUUUUGUAUGCUAAUAUUAAUUUGUUGUUAAUUAUUUCAAUGGUUUAGAAUUUAGACUGAUAAUGCUUGAUGAUUUGUACCAAAUUUAUUUUGUGAACUGCAUUUUGUAAGUAAAACAGUGUACAUUAGA
Molecule: messenger RNA, 2635 nt
Organism: Eurytemora carolleeae
Lineage: Eukaryota; Metazoa; Arthropoda; Copepoda; Calanoida; Temoridae
Product: DNA excision repair protein ERCC-6-like 2
Exons: 9
Coding region: 29-2293 (754 amino acids)
Source: RefSeq, a predicted model, not a curated record